AUGAGCAUUGAAGUGGUUGACUUUGGCUCAUUUGGCUUAGGAAAAGCUGAGCCUUCAGCCAUUGAAAUGGCACGAUUGUCCACAGAGAUCGUACGCGCCUUCAGUGACCUCGGGUUUGUGUACCUCAAAAACACUGGGAUUGAAGAUCAAAAAGUAUUUGACGUGAUAGACAUCUGCAAGAAGUUCUUCAUACUUCCAAGUGACAUUAAGCACCGGUACGCCCGCUCAGUGGACUCUGAAAUUCUAAAUCAUGGCUGGGUUGCAGCAGAGAUGGAAAGCUUAAAUCCUACACAGCCAGGGGACCUGAAGGAAGCUUUUAAUGUGUCAACAUUAUCUUCACUUGCUAAAUGGCCUUCUAUCAAUGAAUUUAGGGAAUGUAUAGAAUCAUUCUUCAAAGCCUGUGAGCAGCUGUCGGUCCGAAUUCUGAAAGUGAUUGCACUGGGCCUGGGUCUCGAGAUUGACUUCUUUAUCAACAAGCACAAAAAGAUGGACAGUAAUCAAAAUCUUACAACCCUUCGACUUCUGUAUUAUCCAUCAAUACAUAAAUACUCGGUGAAGGGACAUCAGGUCCGGUGUGGAGAGCAUUCCGAUUAUGGCACCUUCACUUUACUCUUCCAAGAUAAGAGUGGAGGGUUAGAGGUUAUGCACAAGUCUGGUCAGUACGUUGCUGCUCCCCACUUCCCAAACGCUGUUCUCCUCAACAUAGGCGACCUGCUGCAGAGGUGGACAUCUGACAGAUUGAUAUCCACGGUACAUCGUGUCCUUCUUCCACAGUCUGAUGACAAGAUGUGUGGAUCUAGACAGUCAUUGGCUUUCUUUGUUCACCCUGAUAAUGAUGUAAUCGUCACAUGCUACGAUGGAUCUCAGAAGUACCCUCCCACCAACUCUCUACAAUACUUAAAGGAACAUUUCCGUUCCACAUACAAACUGUAA
This is a messenger RNA of Carcharodon carcharias (great white shark), 933 nucleotides long. RefSeq names its product 2-oxoglutarate-dependent dioxygenase htyE-like. The record is from RefSeq and is a predicted model, not a curated record. Gene Ontology annotation, molecular function: dioxygenase activity. Lineage: Eukaryota; Metazoa; Chordata; Chondrichthyes; Lamniformes; Lamnidae. Bases 1 to 933 code for a protein of 310 amino acids. The transcript is spliced from 7 exons.